This is a messenger RNA of Zychaea mexicana, 1165 nucleotides long. RefSeq names its product spermidine synthase. Gene Ontology annotation, cellular component: cytosol. The record is from RefSeq and is a predicted model, not a curated record. The coding region runs from base 216 to 1097 and encodes 293 amino acids. The transcript has 5 exons. Gene Ontology annotation, biological process: spermidine biosynthetic process. Lineage: Eukaryota; Fungi; Mucoromycota; Mucoromycetes; Mucorales; Lichtheimiaceae. Gene Ontology annotation, molecular function: spermidine synthase activity.
CGGGUUUGUGCGCCGGGGGUUGAAGAAGAGGAGUGUCUCUCUCUUUUUGACAGUUUAUUGCCAUCGUUGUCGGCGCUUGAACCUUCAACACGCAAGAGUGAAGUUGCUUUGUUAUAUAGAAAAAAAAAAAGCGUGAAAAAAAAUUUCUCUUGCUUCCUCCCUCUCUCUCUUUCUCUCUCUUUCUCUCUUUCUUAACAUAUCUACCGAGAAACGAAAUGGCUGCACCUCUUACUCACCCCAGCAUCAAGGACGGUUGGUUCAUGGAAAAGAACUCCCAAUGGCCUGGUCAAGCCAUGGCUUUGAAGGUCGAGGAGAUUCUCCAUGUUGAGAAGAGCAAGUUCCAAGACGUGUUGGUUUUCCAGUCUGCCAACUAUGGCAACGUGUUGGUUCUUGACGGUGUUAUCCAGGCCACCGAGCGCGAUGAAUUUUCAUACCAGGAAAUGAUCACUCAUCUUGCCAUGAACUCGCACCCUAACCCCAAGAAGGUGCUUGUCAUUGGUGGUGGCGAUGGUGGCGUUCUCCGUGAAGUUGUCAAGCACGACUGCGUCGAGGAAGCCACUCUUGUCGACAUUGACGAAGCCGUCCCUCGUGUCUCCAAAAAGUACUUGCCCAACAUGUCGAUUGGCUUCGAGCAUCCCAGAGUCAACGUCCACAUUGGCGAUGGUGUGGAAUUCUUGCGUGACAAGGUCAACCAGUACGAUGUCAUUAUCACUGACUCGUCUGACCCUGAUGGUCCUGCCGAGGGUCUCUUUGGCGCUGAAUUCUUCCAGUUGCUCAAGAACGCCUUGACCGAAAAGGGUGUUUUCAGCACCCAGGGUGAAUGCAUGUGGCUCCACUUGCCUUUGAUCAAGAAGGUCAUUGAUUUCUGCAAGGACUUGUACCCCCGCGUCGAAUACGGCUAUACUUGCAUCCCCACCUACCCCAGCGGUCAAAUUGGCCACAUCAUGUGCUCCAAGGACCCCGAGGCUCUCAUCCGUGAGCCUCUUCGCAAGUGGUCGCCCGAGCAGGAAGCCAAGUUGUGCCGUUACUACAACGCAGACAUCCACAAGGCUGCUUUCAUCUUGCCUCAAUUCGCCAAGAAGGCCUUGUACGAGUAAAUAAUAAUAAAAUAAUAAUAAAAAGUUUGUUUGUUUGUGUUCAUAGACAUGUAUAUUGUUACCUAACC